GGCUUUACUCAAGAGCAUGUCCAGCUGACCUCAUCAUAUAAUCAUGCUAUCGGCAUGUGUUGUCUAUUUUGUAAUUUGUAUCUAUUUCAUCAUUUCUUCCAACUUGGUAACGGCUAACGAUCAAUGGCUUAAGCGAGCAGGUGAAACAUCUUCUCCCUCAGAUUCAUUCUUUAAUCUAGAGAACGAUGCAUUUGCACAGGAGUUAGCCAGCAAAUAUGGAAAAGCAACUGUUCAACCUCAUCAUUCAGGAAUUGGUCAUGCAGCCGUUCAACCUCAGCAUUCAGGUACUGCUUAUGCAACCAAUACGGAGAAAGAUGAAGAGGUUGCGUCAAAAUUACAGAUUUCAAAUCGACCGUAUGUCUAUAUCCCGAGGAAGCACUCCUCACAGUACGCUAAAUCAGUAACAGCAAAAAGAUUUCGCCAAUAUUUAAGUAACAUACGGGCUGAUCCAAAAAGACUUCAGGAAUAUCGACAUAAAAAACACAUUGCUCAUUCUCAAGUAUUGUCAAAAGCAGGCAAAAGAGGUGUCACACCUUCUUCGCCGUCUGAUUCAUUCUUUGACUUCAACGAUGACCCCUUCGCCCAUGAAUUAGCUCACACCUUCACAAAGCAAGAUCAAGCUUCUCCUACCUCUGUAAAUAAAGAAUCACCCAGCUUGAACAAGGCUCCGACUAUCAAGCAUGGAGAAGAAACCGCUUCGAAAGCUAAGGGAAAGAAGAAAACUAGAGGAAAAACGAAAAAUAGAACAUACGUUUAUAGACCUAAAAAAAAAGAAGGAGAGUAUAUCAAAGAUUGGCAAGCAGAAAGAGUACGAAUUUAUCAAGCAGAAUUACGAGCGGAUCCCGUAAGACGAGAAGCUCAAUUACAAAAUAAAAGAAACUACUAUUAUCAAAAAAAAGCAAGUCUUCCACAAAAACCAAAGUAUAAAAAGUUUGGUGAAAAAUUGAUGCCGAUGAAAGAUUUGAUUCAAAUGGAGAAAAAUGGAACCCUCACUGAAACUUACUAUGCUCAAUUGAAGCAUUUGCGAACGUUACGUCGAUUAUCCAAUGAGCGAAGUCAAAAAAAGCUUAUUGCACAAAAACAAUCCGUCCAGUCAGAAGAUAGAACAAAGCCAAUCGAAAAGUUCAUUCUUGUCAGGAGAAGUGUUCAGCCUUCUUCUCCAUCUAACUCAUUCUUUGAAUUCGAAAAUGAUCCCUUUGCUCAUGAACUAGCUCAUACGUUUGUAAAGCAGGUACCGUCAUCUCCCAUUUCUAUCAAAAAAGGAUAUCCUAUCUCUAGCAAACCUAGACAUGUUGAACAUGGAGAAGAAGCGAGCUCGAAACCAAAGAAACCAUACGUUUAUAGGCCCAAAAAAAAAGCCUCAGAGUACAGCACAAAUGAGCAUGUAAUAAAAAUGCGUGCUCGUCAGGCAGAGAUACGAUCGGAUCCUGCAAAACGCGAAAUUUAUUUACAGCAGAAGAAAGACUAUCGCAGGAAUCAAAAAGCAAAUCUUCCAUCAGGAAGAAAACAUCGGAAAUUUAGCGAAAAUCUAUUACCGAUGAAAGAUUUGAUUCAAAUGGAGAAAAGUGGAACGCUCAAUGAAACACACGAUGCACAAUUGAAACAUUUACGAAGACAACGUCACUUAUCCAAUAAAAGAUAUCAGAAAAAGAACAAUGCAGAAGCAAAACCCGCGGACACUUUUACUGCUAAAAAAUCAUCUUCACCUGCUUCUGCAAGCAAAUCGUGGGAUCAUACCCCUUCUGAACACAGCGAUGCGAAUGCUUCAAAGACAACGAAAAGAAAACAACCUUAUGUCUACAGACCAAGGAACAUGGAUUCAGAGUAUGUUAAUAAUGAUUCGGCAAAGAGGGCACGCGGUCAUCAAGAGCGAAUGCGUUUGGAUCCAAAAGUACAUGAAGCAUAUCGAAUUCGAAGGAGAGAAGCUGCACGAGCGAAGAAGGGAACAGAUUAUAAGAAAAACAAUAUGAUAUUCAAUAAACCCCUGACUCCAUUAACACAAUUGAUAGCGCUAGAAAAAGCAGGUCAAAUCAACGAACAACAAAAAUUGGAGCUUGCUCAUCAACGAAAGCAAAUUGGACUACGAAGGUUCUUAUGGUUUUAUGAUUAUCACCUUACUCAAAUUGAAGUUGGUCCAGUGUCUUGCAUUCAAUGGCAAUAUCGAAGCACGUUAAGAUUAAUCAAAAGGACUCAUACACCAUCCCCACCUUCGGAUGAGUUUUUUAACUUUGAUGAUGAACCUUUUGCUAAACAAUUAGCAGAUAAAUAUACCGCCCAAGAAUCGUCCUCGUCCGUAACUGCUGACAAAUCAGGGGAUCAAAACGUUUCUGAAAGUCAAGAUGGAAAAGCAAUAAGACCAAGGAAGCAUAAAGUGCCUUAUGUCUAUCAACCAAGAAAGGAUGAAUCACAGUAUAGCAAAAAUGAAACGGCAAAGAAGGCACGAAACUAUUUAAAGCGAUUGCGUUUUGACCCAGAAAAAAAUGAAGCACGUCUGGCGCAAAGGAGAGCAGAACGACAAAGCUUCAAGAUAACAAGACCGAAGAAGGCCUACAAAAUUUUCGGUAAAGCUCUAACUCCUAUGAAACAAUUGAUAGCGCUGGAAAAGACUGGGAAGAUUAAUGAGGUGCAAUCAUUGGAGCUUAGUCAUCAAAGAGCAGAUCGGAGCGCAAGUUAUAGAAGAUCGAGAGAUAAGCGAAAGAAAUCUAUGUAG
Molecule: messenger RNA, 2710 nt
Organism: Meira miltonrushii
Lineage: Eukaryota; Fungi; Basidiomycota; Exobasidiomycetes; Exobasidiales; Brachybasidiaceae
Exons: 16
Coding region: 44-2710 (888 amino acids)
Source: RefSeq, a predicted model, not a curated record